Acanthaster planci (crown-of-thorns starfish) is the source of this 3390-nucleotide messenger RNA. RefSeq lists its product as uncharacterized. NCBI's taxonomy places the organism in Eukaryota, Metazoa, Echinodermata, Asteroidea, Valvatida, Acanthasteridae. The record is from RefSeq and is a predicted model, not a curated record. Gene Ontology annotation, molecular function: zinc ion binding.
GUCCCGUCUGCUACCUUUUUGUGGCACCGCAGGCAAGCAUUUGGCAACAUUACUCUGUAAGACCAGACUGUUACUUUCAUGUCGUAGACGUUCUAUCGAAACUCUCUUCUCAGUCGCUCGGAACAAGUUGGUGAUAGGGAUAAGCAGACCUUAUGAUGGCAUUCAGUGUCUCAGCUGAGUCGGUGUUGGCCAAGAUCCGAGAGUGUUCCAUGUGCAGUCACAGUUCCAGGCAACCAAAAGUUCUCAACUGUUUACAUAGUUUCUGCCUGGGAUGCUUAUUGGAACUCAGGCAGCGCCAAGAUCCACGAAUAGGCAAUCUCAUCUGUCGAACGUGCGGGCGAGAAACCGAGGCAGCCGACGAGGACGAGGUCAGAGAUUUACCCGAUGAUCUCAUAUUGCGUGCCCUGGAUGGAUUCUCGCUACAGGAUCGGCCCCUGCCAGGAGAAGGGUUUACGUGUCAAGCCUGCGAUGAGAGGAUCCAGGCCGUCUCGAAAUGUAUGGACUGUGAUCAUUUCCUCUGUCAGGAAUGUCAAAGAGCACACGAACGCCUGUCCGUGAUGAAGAACCACAAAAUCUAUACGCUGGCUCAAAUUCGAGCUGGACAGGCCAACGCCGACAGCAUGAAGCUGACAGACGCGCCAAAAUGUGGGAAGCAUCCGGAGCAAGGCCUCCGCUUCUACUGCGACACAUGCGGACAUCUGGUCUGUAAAAUCUGCUCUGACUUACAUCACGAAGGGCAUCCUCUAAUUGGACUACCCGAGGCCUUGGACAAGUGCAAGAGAGAGAUAGCAGAAUUAGGUGUGAAAGUUAAAGAGAACAUGGCAGAAUUAAUGAGCAUGGCCACAGGUGAGACGUUGAAGUCCCGCAAGAAACUGGACACCAUGUUUGAUGCUACCAAAACUAAAAUCUCGGAGAGGGCCGACAAGGAGGUUGCCAAGAUCAGGGAGGAGGAGCAGGCACUCAAGCAAGAGGCGGAGAGGAUUUACGCAGACAGAGUCAAGACUUUUGAGAGAACAACAGCCACGUGCGGAAAGGAAGUGAGCGAUGCUGGGCACAAGCUGGACGAGGUGGAUAAGCUCAUGUCUCAGAUGAGUUGCCACGCAGUUCUGCAUCUCAGACAGAGGUUCUUGAUCCAACUGCAGGAUCUUUUGCUCGAGCUGAGAGUGGUGAUCGGGAAGCAGUCGGAGACAGCGUCCAGCAGGUUGUCUUUCUUGGACUUUGAGCCGUGCGACUUGGAAGAGACCCCCCUCGGGAGACUGCUAGACGGACCAAUGGUCAAGCCAAGGCUUAAAACUAGAGCCAAAUCUGAGAGCUACGCGAAAUUCGUGGCCACGGAAGACGGGAAGUGGGACCUCCAGACAAAAAUCCAGAAAUUUGGACCGACACAGACGGGCUUCAGAUGGGCCUGCGAUGUUGCCGUGUUCUCCGAUAAUGGGAUAGUCGUGGCUGACAAUGCUCACAAAAGGUUGAUUCAAAUACCAGUGGCCAACUCUGAGUCGUUGGUGGUCCCGCAGCAACUGCCCAUCAGCUGUUCCAAUCCAGUCUGCGUCGAAGUCCACCGAGAGGACAUUCUGCUUGCUCUGGAUGGUUCCACUGUGAAGAUGUUCGACAGGAAACGCAUGUACCAGCUCGUCCAUCAAUUCACACCCGGUCGGAUGCCAAACAGCAAACCGAUGAGCCUUGCCGUGGACGACGAUAACCUGAUAGCAGUGGGUUACGAGAAGGUCGCAGAGAUCUCCCUCCACAACCCCGACGGGUCCCUGGUCAGGCGAGUUCCCGCAGUUAUGACCGCUGAGCAUAUCACGAUCGGCAGGCAGCGGCUCAUCUACACCAACUGGGACAAGAAGAAGCUGGUGGCGGCGGACUACCACGGCAACCGCCUCUUUUCCGUGGACACCGUCCACACUUUCAUGAUGGGUAACUGGGGGCCCACUGGGGUGUGCUGCGGAAGAGACGGCGGCAUCUACGUGGCCGUGUGCGGGUUGGGCUCGUCCUGCGGAGAGGUCCACCAUUACAGCCCGCAAGGCAAGCAUGUCGGAUGCGUGGUUGAGGGCUGCGGAUCACCCCGCGGCAUUGCAUUUGCUGCAAAAGGUGAUAACCUGAUCGUGGCCGCGGGAGAUUCAGUGCAAAUCUUUCACUGCAUAUAGUAGUUCUUUAAACAGAUGGAUUUCCCGGAAUAUAUCACUUUAAGAUGGCAGACCGUGUUCGCCAGUUUGAGGGCGUAAAAGAUACGACAGCCUCUAUCUUCUGCACACUUCGGACGGUUUCAACAGUUUAUAUACGACUACACGAAUCUGUAGUUAACUGCUCUCAGAUUAAGGAGUUACCUCUCUAGAUUUUUAUUCGUGCGUCGUUUUGUGGAGGCUUCAUAAAAGGUCUAUGAGCCAUUUCUGUACUCCAAAAAAAGGCAAGGUCUUUCGGGAACUAAGCGUGCGUGUGAGGCAGCCUGCACUGAUUGGGCCAUUGAUAAUGAAAAUCGGUGGAUAGGGCAUGGGGAUAAUUGAGCGCGCGUGCUGCAGCUAGCAGUUCCCGAAUGACCUCCGACGCGCUUCAGUUUGGGCAUGCGCUGUUGGAAUACCGAACUUGCUCACUGUCAAGAUUCAUCUGUCUGCAAAGGCUAUGUUAAUAGGCAUAUUCUAUACACACAGUGCUUCUCGUUGGAUUUUUUUGUAUGAAAAACUAGAGCUAAGAAAGGUUUUUGUCUUAUUGUGGCUAUCAAAACUUUACAAAAUGUGAUUAACCUGUGGCGAUAAGCACUUUCCGAAUUGUUAAGCAAGUGCUUUAAAUAUUAGGUUAGACAUAUAAGUGUGCAGUUUUUACCAUACCAAUUACCGGUACUGAAUUUUAUGAUUGUGCUCUAAGCUGAAAACAAACAAAACAAAAGAAAAAUAGGUAAAGGGUCCUUUCGAUGAAGCUUACUUUAGACACAGUUCAAGUGCAGUUUUAUACUCUUCUUUAACAUUUGGAAAUUAUUGGGUGUUAAGUGAACUGAGAAGUGUACUUACUCAAAGAUAAUAAAAUUUGGGACAGCAAAUUUUGAAAGAGCAUUUAAUGCAAUUUUGAGGUUUUAUUCCUUGGGUUCCACGGUUUUGCUCCUGAAUAUGGAACUUUUGUUUUGCAUAAAAACCAGAAAGGCGCUAACAUACCGUUUUAAAAUUAGAAAACAAACUUGGAAGAUAGAUUGACUGAAAGACCAUGUUGCAUUUUCAAGGGCAGUGUAGAAAAAAAUUGCAUCGUAUGGACCUUUGAUAAAAAAGUUAUUCUGUGUAUCAUGCUGUGUAAUUAUAAAGGCAAAAAACCGAAAAGUAACCCUUUCAGUAAUCUCUUCACGGGCUUAAUUAAUUAAAUUUUAACAGUACAAAAAAUCUACAUAUAAGUGCUGAUCACAGA